This is a messenger RNA of Drosophila miranda, 2635 nucleotides long. Its product is annotated as prolyl 4-hydroxylase subunit alpha-2. Gene Ontology annotation, molecular function: iron ion binding; protein binding; procollagen-proline 4-dioxygenase activity. NCBI's taxonomy places the organism in Eukaryota, Metazoa, Arthropoda, Insecta, Diptera, Drosophilidae. The transcript has 9 exons. The coding region runs from base 894 to 2543 and encodes 549 amino acids. Gene Ontology annotation, biological process: peptidyl-proline hydroxylation to 4-hydroxy-L-proline. The record is from RefSeq and is a predicted model, not a curated record. Gene Ontology annotation, cellular component: endoplasmic reticulum.
AAAUGGCCAGUUGUAUAGGGACGAUGGAACAAUUGAUGUUCCUGUAAGGAGAUCUUCCACUCGACCUGCAACAAUAUAUGGAUGCACUCGGAGAAGCUCGAAGUGAUGAAAUGAUGAGGAAAAAACCCCACCCAUAUCCUCUAAUAGAGUUUUCAGCCCAGAAGGGGCAUUAACCACAUUAUGCUCUUGGCGAGUCCCGACAACAUCUUCCGCUGGAGGAGCCAGUGAGAAAGGAUACGUAAGAUCUUUCUCUUAGAAUGUGAAAAACAGCCUGCUUUCGGUGCAACUCUCUUACCUUGAGACCAUUUAGAAGCUCCUGCCCCAGUCCAUCUCAAGCAAACACACAAAAGGAAUAAUGUGUACCCCUGUGGUGCCUCCACAGGAUAAUGCUCACUCUUCGGACCACCAACCAGCCCAUCCCCGAGUCGACAAAAGACAAAGCCUACUGAAAAUAGUGAAAUUAUCACUUGACUACAAAUGUGCCUAAUUCUUUUCAGCUAGAAGCUUUUAGAUAUCCGAUAAGCAGCAGAAUUUCACAAGCCUCAUUCUCUAUAAAGGAACGAGAAUGGUACCUAUGAGGAAGUAUGUCUACUAUAUGAAACUUUAAAGAUAAUCAUAGCUUAAUAACCAGUUUAUAUCUUAUUACGAAGAGAGUGUCUAUUUUCUGAUUUGAUACGAUUCGUGGAUUCGAUUCUCUCUCUACUUGACAUUAGUUAUUUUCUACGCCAAAACCAGUUGCCGGCUCAAUGAACCCCAGGCUUUCUUUGAGUGCGUGCGAAAACAGGUUUCGAAUCAGAGGCAGAACCUCUAACAUCUCUGGAAUUAUGUAAUAUUCAGUGGCUCUUCAGUGUUGGGUCAAGUGGUAGAUUCAGUCGGCAUAUAAUCGCUCCGGGAUGAUGUUACCCCUGCUGUUGGUGGGCGCCCUGUGGCAGGGCCUUUUCCUUGCCUGUGAAGCCGAGUUCUACUCCUCCGUGCACACGAUGACCAAGGUAUUUGGAUACGAGCAGAAAAUGCUGCAGCACAUGCAGAAGUUCGUAGCCGAUAAUCAGAGCAAAUUGGAUUUCCUGAGAGCGCGGCUGCGAGAGUUCGAGCAGGAGCGCACCGAGGCGCAACACUGGGGCACGGCAUACUUCGACAGUCCGCUGAACCAAUAUUUGCUCAGCAAGCGACUGACGGUGGACUGGCGGCGGGUGGAGAACCUCAUGGAUGCCGACACGGGCGAGAAGCCCUUGGAGCGGCUGCUGAAGCUACGACAGCGUCCGUCCAUGCCCGAUGCCAGCGAACUGGAGGGCGCCAUCGAUGGCCUGCUCCGGCUGAAGUACGUCUACAGGCUGGAGGCCAAGCACCUGGCCAAAGGCAUUUUGGAUGGAGUGAACCAUGGCACACAGCUGAACUCCGAGCACUGCGUGGACAUUGCCCGAUUGGCAUUGAGGGAUCAGCAUCCGCGACUCGCGCACGCCUGGCUAUUGGAGGCGAAAGAUCGCGUGUUCCAGGACCCAAAACUCCAUCCGCAAAUUCUGGCUCUGCUCGUGCAGGCCAAGGCGGAGUUGGGCGACUUCCGGGGAGUAAAUGACACCUACCAGGAGCUCUUGAGGCUCCAUCCAGCCAGCGAGGAGCAUGCCAGAAACUACGAGGAAUUCAUGCGGAACCAUGCAGUGAAAGCUGGCUUGUAUGAAUCCAAAACCAUAGAAGAGCAUGCCCCCAUACCCGAGGAUCCCUCGCAACUGGACGAGUUCGAGGCCUACCGUUUGACGUGCAGCGGCCACAGCAGGCUCACAGCCAGAGAGGAACGGCAUUUGCGUUGCGGGUACAUGACCGAGACGCAUCCCUUCCUCUUGUUGGCGCCCCUCAAGGCUGAGGAGUUGAGCCACGACCCCCUGCUAGUGCUCUACCAUGACGUGAUCUACCAGAGCGAGAUCGACGCCAUCAGGCAUCUGACAACCAACAGGAUGGCCCGCGCAAUGGUCACACUCACCAACCAGUCGACGGUGUCCAAUGUGCGCACCAGCCAGAUAACCUUCAUCGCCAAAACAGAGCACCAGGUGCUGCAGACCAUUGACCGCCGAGUGGCAGACAUGACCAACCUGAACAUGGACUAUGCGGAGGAUCAUCAGUUCGCCAACUAUGGCAUCGGUGGGCACUACGGUCAGCACAUGGACUGGUUUACCGAGACUUCCUUCGAUAAUGGUUUGGUUUCCUCCACCGAGAUGGGCAACCGCAUUGCAACGGUCCUCUUCUACCUCUCGGAUGUGGCUCAGGGCGGCGGCACUGCCUUUCCCUAUCUGAAGCAGCACCUGCGUCCCAAGAAAUAUGCAGCCGCCUUCUGGCAUAAUCUGCAUGCAGCGGGCAGAGGUGAUGCCCGCACGCAGCACGGUGCCUGCCCCAUCAUCGCUGGAUCUAAAUGGGUCCUAAAUCGCUGGAUUCGGGAGUUUGUGCAGUCGGAUCGACGUCCCUGUCUGCUGUGGGAUGACUCUCUUGCCACUUAUGCUCAGAUUAUGGAGCUGGCCAAAAACCAGGAGACGAAGAAGGAAGCAUCAAGCUGAGGGCCAGUCCAACCACCAAGUCAAGCUUUAAGGAAUGAGAUUCUAGUUUAUUCGAAAUUUAUAUGGAAAUAAAGAUAUUAAUAAGUGAUGAA